Molecule: messenger RNA, 1384 nt
Organism: Drosophila novamexicana
Lineage: Eukaryota; Metazoa; Arthropoda; Insecta; Diptera; Drosophilidae
Product: neugrin
Exons: 1
Coding region: 69-1136 (355 amino acids)
Cellular component (GO): nucleus
Source: RefSeq, a predicted model, not a curated record
GAAUACCGCUGUUCUUUCUGUCUUACCAUAAUAGCUUGCGGUAAAAACGGAACUUCAAUAACGUUAAAAUGAGUGCACGCCUCAUCAUAAGGAGCCUGCACACGGCACAGUGGGGACUUCUGGCUCGAGUUCCCCGCCGUGCCAAUCCUGGCAUGGGCUAUCAACUGCAGGAUUUGCAGCAAAAGAGUGCCGACGCGAGUGAAGAUUAUGCCGACAUGGAAUCGGAUUUUAUGUUCGUCCAUCAAACAGAUCGCCAACACGAGGCCCAACAGCAACAGCAACGCGAUCGUGUACGCCAGUUCAUGAUCAAGCACAAAUAUUUUCGCAAUGCCAAAUUGCCAAAUUUGUUGCUGUACGCGGAAAAGGAGCAAAUGCGUCUGCUGCACGAACGAGAUCCGGACGAAUGGAGCGUUGCGCGACUGGCUGAGAGUUUUCCGGCAACACCGGGAAUUGUACAGAAGGUGUUACGUUCCAAGUGGCGGCCAAGUAGUGUGGAACGCAUACGCUCCCACGAUGCCAGCGUCAUGCAAAACUGGACCGAAUUGCACGCUGGAAAAUGCGCGGGUGUACCUCCAGAGCUUUUGCAUCACCUGCAAAAGUUUGUACAGCGCCAGAGACGAGACCUGAAACAGUUAACGCCAGAGCAGUGGCCAACGCGACCGGAACUACCCGUACCCCAAAGAACCGAGUUUCGUGCCUUACUGGGCUAUGAAGGCAACAAGCAGCUGGCAACAGGAAUGCCUGCCCAGCGACCAGAUGAGCAGGGCAUGGUUCCUUCGGCGACUGAGGAUGAAACCUACUUACUGGACAAGGUUAAAAACAAGCGAAAAAUGCGCUUGCAGGAGUUGAAGGACUCGCAGCUGGUGCCACAGCAACAACAACAUCUGGAACAAAACUUGCCCAAUCCAAGCGGUACGGGUGUGUUGCCUAGUUUUGUGCAAAAAUUCGAAAGCACCGAAAUUGUGAUCAGCGUUGCGGACCAGCGUAAAUAUGAGAUGAGCAAAGUGAAGGAUCGCAUUGUUAUACCACGCAAAUUAUACCGUCAAGGAGCCACAUAUCGCGUAGAAGAUGCCUAUUACGAUGAUGAUGGCGGGUUUCUGUAUCGUGUGCCCGGCAUGACGGGAGGCAAUCGGUAGCGCAUUAAAUCAAAAUAAAUAUAGCCAAGCACCGUUUUGUAUAAACGUCCGUUAACUGAAAUACAAAAUGUCUUAUCCAUUGGAAAAAACAUGGUCACACUUUUUGCGUUUUGUACCAGUAACUACAAAAACGUACCAAAUAUGGAUGAAUAACAUCAUAAAAUAUUUGAAACCGAUUAUAAAAAUAUAAAGUAAAACAGAUCCAGUGGACUGUUAAACAAAUAGGGUACCAUUUGGUACACUUAUAG